GCUUUUUCGAGCUUUCGAUCCGCGGUCACACUUGCACAAUUGUUUUUUUCGCGAAUUCAAUUGCAGUUUUUUCGCAACCUUUUAAAUUAAGAGCAAUAAUCGAAAGGGCCAUUUAACAGUGCUCCGGGUAAACGGGCGAAACAAUCAUGACCGAGAAGUACGACGGCAACGGUGACUUUUCCGCUUUUAACGACGAUGACAACGAUUUUGGCGGCAAGCCUCGCAAACCUGGUGGAUCUAUUGGAGCACCAGGUGGCGCCCACAAUGGCGACGCAUCCGCCCACGAUCACGGUCAUCAUGGUGUAGAUCCAGGCGGCAAUGUCCAGAUAAACGAGAAGGCCAAUGAGUACAUACGCGAUUGUAUGGCGGAACGAAAUCGCAUGGACAGGAAGUUUCCCAUUGCCGAGAAACUGCUGGAAGGCGAGAUUGAAAAGGUCCAGACCACAGGAAGGAUCCCUUCCAGAGAGCAAAAAUAUGCCGAUAUCUACAGGGAGAAGCCGCUGCGGAUCUCGCAACGUGUUUUAGUUCCCAUUAGAGAACAUCCCAAGUUCAACUUCGUUGGCAAACUGCUAGGGCCCAAGGGCAACUCCCUUCGCCGCCUUCAGGAGGAGACCCUUUGCAAGAUGACCGUCCUGGGUCGCAACUCUAUGCGCGAUCGAGUCAAAGAAGAGGAACUGCGCAGCUCCAAGGAUCCCAAGUACGCUCACCUCAACAGCGAUCUGCAUGUGGAGAUAUCGACAAUAGCGCCGCCCGCAGAAGCCUACGCCCGAAUCGCCUACGCCAUGGCCGAGCUGAGAAAGUAUUUGAUCCCAGACAGUAACGACAUUAUCCGGCAGGAGCAGCUGCGCGAGCUGAUGGACAGCACUAGCCUCAAUGACAACGACAAUGCCAAGAGUGGCUAUAAGAAGUCGUCUCACAUGCAGGGAGGAAACAAUGUCAUGGGUGGCGGCUCAAUUAAUCCGAUUGGAGGGGUCAAGAACACGCCGCAUCACAGCUAUAGGAGCUCACAGCCGUCAUCUUUUAGUAAAAAUGUGCUGGCUCCGAAGCAGAAAGUGAUGUCCAUAUUGGAAAAAGCCAGGACGGCCAUGGACGAAACCUAUGGUCGUGGCUAUGAUGACGGCCUUGGUUAUGAUCCCCACCAGUCGUACGAUAGCUACUCCUAUGGCACUCAUGGCCAUGGACCCCACGGACCGCCAGCUAACAUUCUGAGCGGAGUGGGCGGCAUCAGCGGUGGCGGUGGUCGGGGUGGACACUACGAAAGCUCCGACUACGAGCCGGAUUAUGGAAGACGAGAAUACUAUCAGCAUUCGCCCGGCUAUUCUGCUGGCGGCGGCGGAGGUGUAGGUCUGGGCACUGGCGGCGCUUCUCAAUCAAAUGCCAUCGGCGGCUCUGGUCUCAGUUCCAAUCACAAUCGCAGCCAUGUUAACAGGUGAAAUUUGCUGGACCCUAGUAGUGCCAGCGGAGGUCGAGGUACAAACCCGGCGGCAACCACCCAAAAUUUGACCAUGAAAUCCCAACCCAAUAGCAGCAACAACUUUUUGCCAAAUCACGGAGCAAGUGAGUGCCAAAACGGCAAGAACAUAAAUCCCAACUACUACUACAAUUCCAACGGCAGUUCCAAGGUAAAUCAGCAACAAAUUCAACAGUCGCAACCAAAUCUCCCACCGCAGCUAUCAGGCCACAACAACAACAGCAGCAAUAGCAGCCGGGCCAGCAAUAUGAAUAACACCAGUAGCCACAAUAAUUGCAAUAGCAACUUUCACCCAGUCGGUGAGAAAAACUCCAACGACGUUUCAUUUAUAUCCUCCUAUCGACUUGGUCCAAUGGAUGGCCAAAAGAGUGCCAACAGCAACAAUAUCAACAAUCACACAUUAGGCAGUAAAAACCACAGCAACAACACCACCACCACAACCGCUUCAGUGCCCAAUAUGCUCUUAGUAAGACCUGCUAAUCCUUCGCUACAUAUUGGCACAUUUCCGUUCUUGCCCGUGCAGUUUUUCUGAACCCAACAGAUACAAGAACUACAAGCAGAACAAGCAAAUCGAAAAAUCACAUCAACAUGAACAUCACAGAAACUUUGUACACUUGAGUUCAUAAGAUUAGAGGAAGGCGUAGGAGGAGUAUUUACAAAAUGGACAAAAUGAACUUUACGAUAUAUACCACAUACAAAACAUAUACAUAACAAAUAUAUUUAUACAUAUAUUUUUGCGUGCAA
Molecule: messenger RNA, 2215 nt
Organism: Drosophila simulans
Lineage: Eukaryota; Metazoa; Arthropoda; Insecta; Diptera; Drosophilidae
Gene: qkr54B
Exons: 9
Biological process (GO): regulation of alternative mRNA splicing, via spliceosome
Cellular component (GO): nucleus
Molecular function (GO): mRNA binding
Source: RefSeq, a predicted model, not a curated record